This is a messenger RNA of Paramecium octaurelia, 1521 nucleotides long. The record is from the annotation of a GenBank genome assembly. NCBI's taxonomy places the organism in Eukaryota, Ciliophora, Oligohymenophorea, Peniculida, Parameciidae.
AUGGGGAAUUGUUAUGAUUCAAGGAAGAAUACAGUAGUUUUAGCAUUUGAUUAAGCCGAAUAUACACAGUUGAAUUCAUAAUUUCAAUAUUACUGUGAAUUAAGUAGUGAGUAAUAACAAUAAUAUUAUUAGAACUCGGGAUAUCAAAUAACUUAAUUAACGAUCAUUCGAAGAUAUUUUUUCAGAAAAUCCUACAUUCGGGAUUAAGUUAUUUAAGUUCCUUGAGUUGUAUUCUGGAAGUGAUGGAUUUGUGAAGAAAGAACCAUUGUUUGAAUUCUGUAAUAUUAAUAUUGCUUACAUAAUAGUGGAGUUAUUAGUGAAAGAUGUUUAGACUUCAGUUCCAGCAUUCAAGAAUCUAGAAAGAUUUGAAUUGAUGUCUUUAAUUACAUUGCAGAAUUAUAGAUAUGUAAAAUCAAAAGAAGAGUUGGCCUAAUUGCAACUAACUUAUCUUGACACUCUAAGUGUCAUCAAAGUAUUUUCAUAUGAGUCCAUCAUUUUAGGAUAUUAUCAAAAUGUAUCAACACACCCAAAAGAAUGCACCCACCAAUGAGAAAUACAUAAAAUCAUUAGUAGAUUAACUAUACAGUAUUUAUAUAAUUCUAGAUUUAGAAAAUGAAUCAGGCUCAUUGUCUUGGGUACAGUUGAUGGACUUCAUUUCAAAAUAGAUGCCAGGAGCUAAAUAUCUUAUUAAAAAGUAUUUUUAAGCUAAAUUUAUGGGAAAACAAUUUAAUGUAAUUGAAUAAUACAUUUGCACUAGAGUAUUAUCCCAAUUGUCAAUACUCCAUCAUAUUUUGUGACUGAUGAGUUAUUUUUCCAAUUAUUAUUGAGUACAUAAUCUGUGCUUACUGAUUGCAAUUAGUUAACUUUGUUGUAUUCAAGUGUAGCUCAUUAAGGUGGCUUUAAUUAAAUGGUUUAAUGCCUUAAAGGUACUAAUUAUGCUAUUAGAUAUUAGAAUGUAAAUUACCUACUAUAAUGUUUUUUUAACAUGAAGAAAAUUAUGAUAAGAAGACAAAAUAAUAGAUAUUUGGAGCUCUUACAAAUCUAAGAUGGUAUGACACUAAAUAGUACUUUGGAACCAAGAAGGAUUGCAUUUUUAGUCUCUAUCCUUAUUUUAAGAUUUAUAGAUCUAAAAAAAGAGGAGAAUAAAAUUAUUGUUUCCUUGAUUCCAAUAAGGGACUUGGUUUUGGUGGUAAAAAUGGAGAGGGAUUCAGAAUUUGGAUUGACAAAGAUUUAUAAAACUCAUAUUGCACUCAAAGUGAUGAUUCUUAUGAAAAUGGCCCUUUGAUACUUUCUUAUGUUAAGAAACUAUAAAUCAACGUCAUUGAGAUAUGGGCAAUUCAACACCCUGCAGAUGAAAAUGAUGAGAAUUUUGAUUUAAAAAUAGAUUUGAAAGAUCCACUCUUGUAAAAAUCAGAUGAGGUCUAAUUUCAAAAUUCUAAUGCUGAUUUCUAUUGGGUUUAACAAUAGAAGACAGAAUAGAGAAAUUCAGGAUUUUAUUGGGAAAAUAGUAAUGUAAGUUGA